ACGAGGGGCGGAUUUGGAUAGCGGCAGGCGGCAGGCGUCCGCUAGGGGUUGAACGCUGGGCCGCCGCUUCGCGCUUGCGCACGUAGUUCGCGCCACAGCUACGUCGCUUGCAAGCCAGAUGUUCUGAAAAGCUUCCUGUCGCCGUUCCAAUGCUCUGCAUUUUAUCUAAUUAGUUAUUGUAAAAUGUGCACUAGGACAGUCUUAUUAUUUUCUUUAACUAGUGAAACAUUUAGUGAAUAAAUUAACAUGUGUAUUGUAUAAACUGUGUGUUGUAACUAAAAUUUAUCGAGCGUCUCAAUGUCCACGAGUUCAUUCGGGACCAACAAAGCGGCGGACAUUUUAUUUUGAGUACUCGAUAAUGUAGCGUUUGCGUCGAAAACAUUAAUGUCGUUUUAUGGUUAUAAAUUCGCAUAUCGUUCGCUUACACCUUUCCGAUGCCGAGGGGGGUGAAGCGAGGGCCGGCGGAGGGCGAGGCAGAGGUGGUGGUGCGUGCUGGGGCGUCUCCAUCGCAUACCACGCUACUGGAUGACAGCCCCAGUCAGCCUAUCAGCUAUCACCUGCUCGACCACGGCUAUGGCGCCACUCCACAGCAUCAGAUCAGGCGUGAGGCGCCUUCCGCACCGCCGAAGACAUCAGAGGCGGUGAAAAGAAGACUGAACCUGAGCGAGAGUAGUUCAGGCAGCCAGGGCCACGUGGUGCCCAUGAAGGCGGACUUCAAGACGCCCAAACAGAAACGCGUCAAAGUGCUCACCCCCUACAGCCGACCGUCCAGUUCUAUGAAAAAGUACACCGAACGUUCCAGAAUUCCUUGUUCCAGGUUUGACACAUCAUUAGGUUUACUCACGAAAAAAUUCGUCGCUCUUCUGAAGUCGUCACCCAACGGGGUUCUCGAUUUGAACGUAGCGGCGGAACGCUUAUCGGUCCAAAAACGUCGUAUUUACGAUAUCACUAAUGUUUUAGAGGGUAUAGGUAUAUUAGAGAAGAGAUCAAAAAACAACAUACAAUGGAAAUAUGGUGUGGGCGGCGGUUCCGCGGCGGGCGCGGGCGUGGAGGCCGACGAGUCGCGUGCGAGGCGACUCCGACGCGAGGUCCGCACGCUCGCCGCGCGGGAAGCGCGCGUCACGCGAGCGGUGCAGCUCGCCGAGACUGCGCUCAGCUGCCUUUCGGGCGAGCACGGAGCCCUAGCUUACAUCACGUACGCGGAUCUGCGCUCGAUACGGGACUUCAGGAACCAAACCGUGAUACCCAUCAAGGCCCCCCCAGAUACCAGGCUCAGUGUACCUCACCCAGAUGAGAAAGGCUACAUGAUCCACCUGAAGUCGAUGUCGGGUGAGAUCGAAGUGUUCCUCUGCCCCAAGGAGCGGCCAGCGUCGCCUUCGCCUUCGUCCGGGCUGCUACCAUCGGACCCCUUACUCGAGGACAAUAAAGCGCUGCUGGCGCCUCUUAUAGCGCAUCUACAGUCGCUGCCUAACAACACAGUUACCGCUAGCUUUACGACACCAAUAAAGCGCGAGCCGCCGGACGAGGAGGCCAGCGGGCCGUCGCGGCUGUCGACGCCGUGCGUCACCGACCCCACGCUGUCGCUGCUGCCGCGCACGCCUGCCCGCACGCCGCCGCCGCUGCACGCGCUGCACACGCCGCUCACCACGCCCGACAACGGCACGGCGAGAGGUCGGCUGCGGAACGCGUUGAUAGCGGACAGCGACGACUUCGCGCCCAUCAUGGGCGGCGGCCGCUUCCAACUGCAGACCGAAGAUCAGGAAUCAGAAGCGCUGGAGCUUGAGCCGUUCCUCGCGCUGGAGCCGCCAAUGUCGGCCACCGACUACGGCUUCUGCCUCGACCACGACGAGGGCCUGUCGGAGCUGUUCGACUUCCAGUUCUAGGCCACGCCCACCCCACGACGGUGCGACUGUUUUGUUACUCUGCCGCCGGAAUACUGACAGACUCGUUACAAUCGAUAUCGAUAAAAAAUCAAGAACAUCUCUAUCAGUUCCAAACUGUUAGUGGACCUUAUUGGGUUAGGUUUUAUGAAGUUGCACAUAACGAAGCCCUGACAAUAUUCCGGCGGCGACUCGUUGUUGUCGGCUGUUGAAAGAGUUCCUUCACCCAAACUACCGAUGAAACAUUUGAAAUAAUUGUUAAACGUUUACGUUACAAUGUUGAACGCUGACUUAUCUCGUUGAAAAUUCAAGAGUGAAGUUUUUGAUACUGGUUGAUGGUUGAAGCAAUUUAUCAACCGCGCAAGCCGUUGGCGGCCUUAAAUUUUUAUGUUGUGCCUGGCAUGUCCCUUGUCCACGAUAUCGAUAAAAA
Messenger RNA from Ostrinia furnacalis (Asian corn borer), 2310 nucleotides. RefSeq names its product E2F transcription factor 1 (gene E2f1). Gene Ontology annotation, biological process: regulation of transcription by RNA polymerase II. NCBI's taxonomy places the organism in Eukaryota, Metazoa, Arthropoda, Insecta, Lepidoptera, Crambidae. Gene Ontology annotation, molecular function: RNA polymerase II cis-regulatory region sequence-specific DNA binding; DNA-binding transcription factor activity, RNA polymerase II-specific; protein dimerization activity. The transcript has 11 exons. The record is from RefSeq and is a predicted model, not a curated record. Gene Ontology annotation, cellular component: RNA polymerase II transcription regulator complex. Bases 435 to 1883 code for a protein of 482 amino acids.